UGGUGGGAGGUUCCCAAUCUAAAAGUAGUUCCACGCACCAGCACACAAGAGACACACCGAGAAAGAAAUAAAACUACGUGCACCAGCGGCUCAAGGUGGUGCUGCCCAAAUAAUCAGCCUUUGCCAAUUUCUCAAAAUACGAUAUUGCGAUCGACAGUUGUGAGUGUUGCGUGUUUCAAGCAAAAACCUACCAUAGCUGAAUGCUGCUUGCAAUGGACAAGAGGUCGAUUAGAUGGAUCUUCUGCCUGGUUCUCUGCUCAAUGGUCAUGGGAUUGGAGGAGGAAACCGACAGAGGACUACUCAACAUCACUAGCAAUCCGUCGGAUACCGAAAGGGUUCCAAAACUGCCCAGCGAGGUGCAAAAAGCUGUGUGCACUGUGACUGCGGGGGAGGUGAAAGCAUCUGCCGAGGCUGUCACCACAAAAACCCUGAAAGGAGUCUGUGGAUCAGAUGAAAUGAACAUGGCAUUUAGGAGCCUGGAGAACAAACUUUACGAGGAGCUGCGUGUCAUGAAACUGAUUUUGGUGCAUUUGGCCAAGGCAAACGGACUGAAAGUUAACACCGCAAUGCCAACACCUGUGCCCACUCCACUUCCACCCAUCAAACCAUUGAAUCCCUCUGCUCUGCCCCACUUCAAGGCGGUAGAUCCUCCUAAGCGUUUAACCAAUUCAACUAAUUUUAAAACUGAGGAAAACGAGGUGGACCCCGACUUUGGUGCUAAAAAGUCGCCCACUCUAAAGAAUUUAGAGACGAAUGGGAACUCGGAUCAGGGAGCUCGAGAAGAUGAAGUCGACAAGUUCAAUAACACCGUGCUGGCCAAUCAGGAUGUAAAGCUGUUCACCUACUACUGGAAACUGGAGAACGUUACGGAGCUUAUCAAAGCCCCCAAAUUGGCCACCGUCAGUAGCCCAAUAUUUAGCUUUAAAGGAAAAUCACUGCAACUCAAGUGCACCUUCCAUCACAUGAAUCGGGAGCUGCUGAACUUGCAGCUGGGUUACGGCAUCUUUAACCCGCAGUCAAAACCUGGCCAAAGCAAUAACAUAUUGCUGGAAAUGGACGGAAUCUUUCAAAAUGCCAAGUGGAACGAGGAUGUGGCGCUGAAGCAUAAGAUCUCCAUACUGGACCAGAACCACCUGCACCGAAGGACACAGGACCUCAGCUCUCAGGCGCUCAACAAACUGGACAUGGGCUUCUCCAUCCCGAACAGCGUACUACUGGGCAGCACGUUCAUCAAGCAAAACGCUCUGCUGAUACAGAUUCUUUUAUAUUUGUGA
Drosophila gunungcola (fruit fly) is the source of this 1274-nucleotide messenger RNA. RefSeq lists its product as uncharacterized. Lineage: Eukaryota; Metazoa; Arthropoda; Insecta; Diptera; Drosophilidae. The record is from RefSeq and is a predicted model, not a curated record.